Molecule: messenger RNA, 800 nt
Organism: Panthera uncia (snow leopard)
Lineage: Eukaryota; Metazoa; Chordata; Mammalia; Carnivora; Felidae
Product: protein C10
Exons: 3
Coding region: 340-720 (126 amino acids)
Biological process (GO): post-embryonic development
Source: RefSeq, a predicted model, not a curated record
CUUUUAGAAUUUGUCUAGCAGGUUUUCCGGUUUUUACCGGAAGACCCCCUCCACAGUACGUUUUUAACAAUAGAGCUACUUCGGUUCUAGGAGCGGUUUUCGUUUUUAGAUUUUUUUCUUUUACCACCCCCCCCCCCCCCAACGGCAUCGAGUCCAGUUGGGUCAUCUCUCGUUUUAAGGCAUUUUGGCGUUUAGUAUUUCGCUGCACCGCGAGGCUUCCGGCUGCCGCUGAUGCUGCUUCCCUUCCACCCCCGUCAGUUUCGAGAGUCGCUCUAGCAGGCUGAUCGUUUUUUCCGUGCAUUUCCUUGGUUCGGCUGCACGUGCAGCUUUUGUUACCCUAUGGCGUCCGCCUCGGCCCAACCUGCGGCCCUGAGUGCCGAGCAAGCCAAGGUGGUCCUGGCCGAGGUCAUCCAGGCGUUCUCGGCCCCGGAGAACGCCGUGCGCAUGGACGAGGCUCGGGACAACGCGUGCAACGACAUGGGCAAAAUGCUGCAAUUCGUGCUGCCCGUGGCCACGCAGAUUCAGCAGGAGGUUAUCAAGGCCUAUGGCUUCAGCUGCGACGGGGAAGGUGUCCUUAAGUUUGCCCGCUUGGUCAAGUCUUAUGAAGCCCAGGAUCCCGAGAUUGCCAGCUUGUCGGGCAAGCUGAAGGCGUUGUUCCUGCCACCCAUGACAUUGCCGCCCCACGGGCCUGCUCCCGGUGGCAGCGUGGCUGCCUCCUGAGGGUCGGCCCUCCCCUGGGACACUGCCCAGGAAGGGAAGACCUCGAUGUUCCAGAGGAUAAUAAACAUGCCUGUGACUUA